AUGCUUUUAGAUGGCGAUCUUAUAUAUACCAAAGCUACGGAUGCUCUAGCACAUGAUCCACCUCCACAUUUAAUCAGCCGAGUUGCAAAUAUUUUACUGUGUAUUCUGAACACAACUUAUGAACCAAAUUCUAUAUGCGUUAAUUUAUUUCUACAAUUACUACCAUUCUUAGAUAACUCUGGAGUGCUAGAUUUAUAUAUCAGUGUGACUCAAUCUUCUUCUCCAAUGAUAAAAUUUCACAAAAUGCUUUUAAAUUCAUUAUUCGCAGAUUUGUUUCUCCUCGAGGUCGAUGGAAACUGUAGUCCUGAAAAAUACGCAAGUCUUUGCAGAAUUGUUCGUCAUGCUUCGAAAAAUCCAAUUAUUGGCCCUUCAUUUAGGCGUGAUGUUUUCGUUGAUCGACUAGCAGUAUUAAGUUUAUCAGAUAACUUAUUUUUACGUCAGAAUGUUUGGCAAGCGCUUUCAACAAUGACACAAGACGAUACAGCUCCAUAUUUACGAUCUGUUGUACCAUUAGCAUUAAAUAUAAUUACAGAACCCUUCCAAGAGAUCCAUUCUUACAUUGUUUGCGCUCUUGACUUUUUGACAAAAUUAUUAAACAUAGAAAAUAAAAACGAAGCAGAAUACCACAACAGACAGAUACAAGGCACAUUUACCAGGCUCAUGGUUGACUUUCCUGAUUCUACAAAUCUACAAUGUUCAUUAUUUAGAUUAAUAAGAUCGGCAUUGAAAUGGGAAACAUUUGCCAAAUAUUUAUUUCCUCAGAUAUGCCCUGUUUUGUUAGAAAUUGCUUCUUAUGAAACUCAUUCCGCUGCAAAAAUGAAUUGUCUUUGUUUAAUUAAUGAUAUCGUCGAAGGAGGAAAGAGUUUUCAACUUACCGUUCUGAAUAAUAAUCCAGAAUUUUCUGAUUUUAAGAAAAAUAUUUUGAAGCCAUAUUUCAAGUUAUUGAAUUCAUCAUAUGGAGGUAGACUUCCUUUAAUGUGA
This is a messenger RNA of Trichomonas vaginalis G3, 981 nucleotides long. Its product is annotated as armadillo (ARM) repeat-containing protein family. The record is from RefSeq and is a predicted model, not a curated record. The transcript has a single exon. Lineage: Eukaryota; Parabasalia; Trichomonadida; Trichomonadidae. Bases 1 to 981 code for a protein of 326 amino acids.